This is a messenger RNA of Sodiomyces alkalinus F11, 742 nucleotides long. RefSeq names its product ribosomal protein L14b/L23e. Gene Ontology annotation, cellular component: mitochondrial large ribosomal subunit; ribosome. NCBI's taxonomy places the organism in Eukaryota, Fungi, Ascomycota, Sordariomycetes, Glomerellales, Plectosphaerellaceae. The record is from RefSeq and is a predicted model, not a curated record. Gene Ontology annotation, biological process: translation. Bases 19 to 408 code for a protein of 129 amino acids. The transcript has 3 exons. Gene Ontology annotation, molecular function: structural constituent of ribosome; large ribosomal subunit rRNA binding.
AGGACCAGAGCCGCCAAGAUGAUCCAAUUAAAGUCAAUAAUCAACUGCAUCGACAACUCGGGCGCUGCCCUCGUCGAGUGCGCCAUGGUCGUCGGACGGAAAGGCGCCGCACGCAUCGGCGACCGAAUCGUCGUAGUCGUCCAGAAAGACCGCGGCAACGCCGACAGCGUGGGCGUCUCGCAAGCCAACAAAGUCCGCCGAGGCGACAUGCGCCACGCCGUCAUCGUCCGCACGAAAUACAAGACCCAGCGCCGCGACGGCUCCGUCAUCCGCUUCGACGACAACGCCUGCGUCCUCAUCAACAAGGCCGGCGACCCUGUCGGUACCCGCAUCAACGGCGUCGUGGCAGAGGAACUGAGGAGGAAGAAAUGGAGCAAGAUCUUGUCCAUGGCCCCUAUGCAUGCGUAGACGCAUACGCGAAGAAGGGCUCGCGAAGAUUAUUUGAGACAUCUCAGCAGCGGCAGUCGUGGAAGCAAAACGAGAAGAAGCAUACCCUGUAAUGUGUAAGAGGAGGAACAGGAUCCGACCAAGAAAACACCUAGUCCGAGUCCAUCACGACGACGGAUGUGUACAAUACGUUUCUCUUUCUUUCUUUGCGUGAGCCGGCGUUUACCGGUUGGGAAGUGGAUGACCGGGCACAUCUACUUGUUUGGGGGCCCGUUGUACAAUUCAGCAGAGAAGAAACAUGGAACUCGUGGAUAGUAGGAAAAGAAUAUCGAAACAACACCCACCAACAUCACCA